Camellia sinensis is the source of this 849-nucleotide messenger RNA. RefSeq lists its product as uncharacterized. Gene Ontology annotation, molecular function: catalytic activity. The record is from RefSeq and is a predicted model, not a curated record. Lineage: Eukaryota; Viridiplantae; Streptophyta; Magnoliopsida; Ericales; Theaceae.
AUGGCAUCUUCAUCAUCUUUAUCUAUCACGAAUGCCUUACGAAAGCAAAAUAGAAUCAGACAGGAAGCAGAAGCUACAGUACAGUUGGGAAAGACUUUGGGUCUGGAAAUGAAUGGGAAUGAAGCAAAAGUUAUGGACCGAAUUCUAUCCUGGAACGUUAGAGGUUUGGGAAGGGUUGACAAAAGGCGAAGAGUAAAGGAAUUUCUGAGGCUGAAAAAUGUGGAUAUGGUUCUCCUGCAAGAAACAAAAAGAUCAAACAUUGAUGAUAGUGUGGUAAGAUCUCCGUGGCCUAGUGAUUCGGUGGAAUACAUGGAAGUGGAUGCGGAGGGAAGUGCAGGAGGAAUUCAGUGCAUCUGGAAUCCCAUGACUUUCUCACUACAGAAGUGUUGCUGCUCAAGAAAUUUCAUCCUUUUGGCAGGUAUCAUGCAUUCUUGUAUUAACUGUGUAAUUGGUAACAUAUAUGCUCCUAAUGAAGAUUUGAAUAGGAGGAGGUUAUGGGGCAUCCUAUCCAAUUUGAAAACUAUCUUCUCUGAUCUUUGGUGUUUAGGGGGAGAUUUCAAUGAAGUCAAAAAUAUUUGUGAAAGAAAAGGGUAUAUAAGGAGGGAUAGAGGCAUGGAGGAAUUUGGUACCUUCAUUAGCAAUCUUGAACUAGUGGAUAUCCCAAUGUUAGGCAGGCAAUAUACUUGGGGUAAUUCUCAAAGUUGGAGCAGAAUUGACAGAUUCUUAGUUAACCCUGAGUGGCUGGAAUGGCACAGAUACAAGGUAUGGGGGUUACCAAGACUUUUUUCUGAUCAUAGCCCCAUUUUGCUGAUGGAAGAUGAUAGGAACUGCGGCCCAAAGCCUUUCUAG